AUGUCGAUCCGAAUGAAUUAUCCUUUCCACGAAGUGACGAAUCUUGUAUGUGUUCCUAAGAAAAGGAAGUUGUCCAUUUUUCGGGGUCUCGAAGGGGCGUGGAAACACAUAAGAACUCUUGAAUGGAAAUGGAAAAGAGAUGUAACUCCAGUUUCUUCGGAAAUGGUAAGAUCUUUGGCGCAAGAAGAAGGAGUUGACCCGUAUCAUCUUGACUUGAUCGGGAAAAUCGUACGGUUUUCUGAAACCAUGUGCUAUGGCUCGAAUCCGUAG
Messenger RNA from Prunus armeniaca (apricot), 270 nucleotides. Lineage: Eukaryota; Viridiplantae; Streptophyta; Magnoliopsida; Rosales; Rosaceae. The record is from the annotation of a GenBank genome assembly.